Molecule: messenger RNA, 736 nt
Organism: Drosophila subpulchrella
Lineage: Eukaryota; Metazoa; Arthropoda; Insecta; Diptera; Drosophilidae
Gene: RpL24-like
Product: probable ribosome biogenesis protein RLP24
Exons: 2
Coding region: 82-657 (191 amino acids)
Biological process (GO): ribosomal large subunit biogenesis
Cellular component (GO): nucleolus
Source: RefSeq, a predicted model, not a curated record
CUCUCUUCUUCUUCAGCAGCACACGUGCUAGCUGUUGCGCUUUGUUUUUUUUUCGCAAAUUAUACGCCGUAAUUUGCGAAAAUGCGCAUUGAAACGUGUUAUUUUUGCUCCAGCAAGAUAUACCCAGGCCACGGGGUGAACUUUGUGCGAAAUGACUGCAAGAUCUUCAAAUUCUGUCGCGGCAAGUGCCACAAGGCCUUCAAGCGGAAGAAGAACCCCCGCAAGGUCGGCUGGACGAAGGCGCACCGCAAGGCCGCCGGCAAGGAGCUGGCCAUCGAUCCCAGCUUCGAGUUCGAGAAGCGCCGCAACGUGCCCAUCAAAUACAGCCGCGAGACCUGGCAGAAGGCUCUGGAGGCCAUCAAGCGGGUGACGGAGAUCAAGGAGAAGCGCACCAGCCAGUUCGUGAUGGAGCGCCUGCGCAAGGGUCGCCAGAUCGAGAUCCAGAUGGACGUCAAGGAUGUGCAGCGCAACAUGUCCCUGAUCCGCUCUCCAGCCGCUGGGCUCAGGGAGCGCCGUGCCAAGGAGGCGGCGGAGGAGGCCGCCCUCAUGGAGGAGGACCUGCCCGAGGAGAAGAUCACCUACGUGGAUGCGCGCGAGCUCGAGAAGAAGCUCGAGGAGGGCAUGGGAAUCGAGGAUCUGGAGAUGUUAGAAGCCUAAGGACUAGUACGCUGAUUUUUGUAGGUUUAAGUUGCUGCUAAAAAAAAUAACACUUAAUAAAAACCCCGUGGUACAUAAA